AUGAGCCCACCGAACCUACCAGCGGCGGGCGACCCCGACGAUCACGGUGACAUGGCAUCUACGCCUCCUCUACCACCGUCAUCAACGUCGAUCCACACCAUCGACGUCGCCUCCGCUACCUCCGUCACGCUCACCAAAGAGCAAUUCGACGAGCUGAUUAGGAACCAGCGCCCCGCACCCGCACAGGACGACGACGCACUCUCCAUGCGUCAGCUACUCCCCCCAGUCAACCCCCCGGUCUUCCCACACGACUCGACGUGA
Microbotryum saponariae is the source of this 261-nucleotide messenger RNA. Lineage: Eukaryota; Fungi; Basidiomycota; Microbotryomycetes; Microbotryales; Microbotryaceae. The record is from the annotation of a GenBank genome assembly.